ACCAUCAUUUAAAUGGGCCUUGUCAAGGAUAGGCGGCGAUAAAAACGUCUAAAACGAAGAAGUUUCGUAGUCGUUGCCAGCCAUCAGGCAUCAUCAGUACGAGUUACCAAAAACAGUUUUAAUUGUAUUAAAAGCCCCAACAGUUAAGACAUAGAAAUGGUUCUGAAAUUCUGUGCCAACUUGUCGUUUAUGUUUACAGAAACGACGGAUAAUUUGCUGGAGAGGUAUCAACUAGCUUCGCAAGCUGGUUUCAAAGCUGUUGAGUUUACUUUCCCGUACCAAUAUCCCAUCGAAGAUGUAGUCAAGGCAAAAUCAGCUGCUAAUGUGGACCAGAUUCUAAUCAAUGCUUAUCCUGGUGACACAGAACGUGGUGAAUUGGGGCUUGCCAUCAUGUCUGGAAGACGGGACGAAUUCAGAGAAAGUCUGGAGAAAGCCAUGGAAUAUGCAACAGCAUUAAACUGCAACAAAAUUCAUAUCAUGGCCGGAAAGAAGUUCGCCGGCAUUGUGGAUACGGCAAUGGACGAUGUUUACAGAGACAAUUUAGAGUAUGCCGCGAGAAUUUUUCAAGAAAAAGGCCUGAUUGGUCUAAUUGAACCCAUUUCUGAUGCAGUUAUUCCCAACUACUUCAUGAAUUCCUUCAGUAAAGCUUUCCAAUUGGUCAAAGAAAUCAAUAGUGAUUCAUUGAAACUUCAGCUAGACAUUUUUCACUUACAAUUACUGGAAGGCAACUUGACACACCGGAUCAAGGAACUAUUGCCGUACACUGCCCAUAUUCAAAUUGCUCAAGCACCACUUCGUGAUUCUCCAGAUAGCGAAGGAGAGGUCAAUUACCGCUAUAUUUUGAAAUUGUUGGAAGAUAUUGGUUACGAUGGCUAUAUCGGAUUGGAAUACAAACCUACGAAAGCCAGCUCCGACAGUAUUGGAUGGAUACGUGAUUGGGGAUACUCGUUGUGAUAACUCAGUACUGAGUCGUAAUUUACCAUAAUUUAGAUUUUAUAGGGGUUUUUUACAUGUUUUUUGAGAAUUAAAAUUAUACGGAAGGGUUUAUAUCAUAAA
Messenger RNA from Daphnia magna, 1056 nucleotides. It is a transcript of the gene Gip, whose product is annotated as putative hydroxypyruvate isomerase. Lineage: Eukaryota; Metazoa; Arthropoda; Branchiopoda; Diplostraca; Daphniidae. Bases 157 to 954 code for a protein of 265 amino acids. The record is from RefSeq and is a predicted model, not a curated record. Gene Ontology annotation, molecular function: hydroxypyruvate isomerase activity. The transcript has 6 exons. Gene Ontology annotation, biological process: glyoxylate metabolic process.